CAAAAACUAUGGAUUAUUUUUCUUAAAUCCAUCAAAAGUAAAGGUGUCACUGAGUUUGAGCCUUAUGCUAAUGCAUGGGAAAUACAUUCAAAACACAUAUAUGAUGAUUUUAUUUUUUUAAAUAAUUUUUGGGUCUUUUUUGCCUUUAAUUUGACAGGACAGCAAGGUGAGAAAGGGGGGAAGACAUGCAGGAAAUUGUCACAGGUUGGAUUCAAACCCUGGACCUCUGCGUGUGCCUGCUCUAUCCACUGGGCCACCCCGGCCACAUGAUGAUUUUUAAUUCUCUUAUGUGGCAGUUAACAGGUGAACCCAGGUGUGGACAGAGACAUCGUAGCAACAGGGUGUUUGACUACCAGCGUGUCCCCUCCUCAGUCCCAGCGGAUCCCAGCCCCAUCAAACGGCCCCGACCUUCAUCCUCCUCCUCCUCGUCCUCGUCCACAGUGGCUCUGAGGAUGAAGAGCAGCAGGGCGUCCAGUAGGAACAACAACACACUCAGCCCCUCCUCCAGUAGCAGCAAAGCUAAGUUGAAGAUGGCAGAACUUCUUGCCAUAAAGAGGGAGUUGACAGUGAUCAAGGUUCAGAUCGAUGGCCUGUUGGACUGUGUAGACAAGAUGGAUAAACAGAGGAAGGACUGCUCAGAGUGUCCUCAGAGCAGGGCGCCCAGUGUGUCGGGCUCUCCUCACCGAGGUUCAGUCAGCAGCCUGGAGAGAGAAAGUCCUGAACCAGGAGAGGCCAGCGAGAAUGAGCAGCUGCACUACCAGCACUACUACCCCCACAGGAUAAAGCAGCAUCAGUCUGAUCUGGAGGACGACCUGUGAUUUUGCAGCUCAGAAACAGAAACUUCAACCGAUAACAGCUGGGAUGGAAGAAGCUCCAAGGAGACAUUGAAGAAGCUCCAAGGAGACAUAUCAACUGCAUUCGAGUGACCCUGCUCCACAUCUAAAUCUGUUAUCAUUGCUGUCUUCUAACUCCUGGUUUCCGGUCCACAGUACAAACAAAAUCCCAUGUGUACAUCCUGGUCUGAUAUUCCAUGCUUACAUAUUGACAGAUAGGUCAAAAUAGCUCAACACUUUCUGCUGACAGAUAAUUCGUAACAGCCAGCAAUUAAAAUGGUUGUAUUUUACCCUCCCCAGUGAUCCGACAUCUUAAAAAUGACCAGUUUACCUAUCAAAAAGUAUCACGUUCAUGAUUUAUUUUUGGCAGAUUUUUUUAAAUGUCACAUAAACCAUCAGUCCCUGAUUCUGAAAUCUGUUACAGCAACAAAAAAAAAGGCCAAAAGUAUGUACUAUGAUAUAAAGUAUAUUUCUGUGUAGGCCACUCAAUAGUAUAAUAUAUACCAAAAUUUAAAAAAAGAAAAGAAAAUCGUAAUUGUUAUCAUUUAUUACUCUACCAGUUGCUUACCAUGCUAUCCUUCACUCAGAUCCAUGUUAAUAAAGUCUGUGUGUCAGCAGCUGGCAGCUCCUUAUUAUCACCCAUUUUAUUUACAUCAGGCCCGUUGUUAUUAUGUGUAAUUAGCUGUGUACAGGACUGCAUUAUAGUUCUGUGUUAAAGGCUCAGUGAGCACAGUUUUAUGACUCUUUUAUUUUACUGUCUAAUUCACUCAGGAAACAAGUUAUAAAAUGAUAUAUUGACUCUGACAAUUUCCUGAUAUGAGUAUUAAAGGGGCAGUAAGUGAUUCUGGAGAAAGCCUGUUUCUCUCUUUGAGUUUAUUGCUCUGGCCAGGCCUCCGGUAUGGGAGUCCGACACACUAAUCACUAGGCCAAAACCGCAGUGUUGCAGCGUAACCCUCCAGAACGUCUCUUAUGGCGUUGACGUGUGAUUUUUACAAACUGCACUCGCAGUGUUGUGUGGUGCAGUUCUCACCGUUUUUUGUUUUCAAUUUACAAACCCUGGGCUGUAAAUCACAGAUUUUUUUUCCCCGCACACACAAAAGCGACAGCUGACGCACUGUGAGAAAAUAUUUGCAGAUUUUUACAAAACGUUCAUUGCUUUAGAAUUUCUUACUGCCACUUUAACUCGGAAUAAAAAAUACAUUUUAUUAAUGGAUAUUAAUAGGAAAACGUUUCCACCAUGUAGUAAUGUAUAUGAUAUGACUAAAGCAGUUAUCUUUGGUUUUGUUCGCAGAUAAAGUAGUUUGAUUCAGGUUAGAUAACAAAUCAAUUUGACGGCUUAAACAAUUUGGUUCAGCUAAUGGAUAAGUUUUUGAUUAAUUUGAUGUAAUUUGCCUUAUGGUUUAGUUAAGCAAAUGAAAAAGGCUGCUUCAGUUGUAACUAAAACAUUUUACUUUGACAAGAUCGUUUCAGCAGCGUUUGGUUCAGCCAACACAAAACAUUUUGAAAAAAAAUAUUUAAAUGCGGAGCCGGGGAAGGAGGAAAUAUUUUGAGAAAAAAACACAGAAUUUCUGACAUGAAAGUAGCAAAUUUGCGAGAACAAAAACUUGGAUAUUCACUGAGAUUAAAGUGGUAAAUUUACAAAGAAAAAAGUCACAAAUUUACGAGAAAAAAAGUCGGAAAAAUCCUGUUUUGUUUUUCAAAGAACUAUAGCUUCCAGAUCACAGCAGACGCUGCUGCUGCCAUGCCUUGUUUGUGUUUUUCUAUCUAAAUAUUACCCCCUUCCUUGGCUCUGUAGUUGUUUUUUUUCCUACAAUGGCCCUAAUACGCCGUAGUUGGUUAGCUAAAAGAUAAGGUGUUAAAACUGUUUUCAACAUGCAGGCUAGUGAAUUGGCAUCUUAAAGAGUUUGCUCACUUGUUGACAAAUCAUUCUAGCAGACAAAACUGUUUGCUUCGGGUUAAAAUCCAAAAGAGCUUGAUUAUGGCUGAAUCAGUGAAAUUUACUCUGAGACAGAAAGAAAAAAACAAAAAACAAUUUGUCAUCAUCAGCAGGAGACUGAACUCGAGAUAUCGGUGAUUAGGCACCAAGCGGGUCCCAGACCAGAGAAGUCAUGUCUCGAAAAUGAGUGUUGUGUUAGAUAUUGUUUCUCACUUUCGCUUUGUCACUGUAAAAGAAUUAUCACUUAGCUAUCUCCUUCCUCAAUGCCACCAUCAGUGCAAGAUGAACAGGGAUGUGUAUUACUGCCUCCAACUGACCUUUCCUACAGCACCAGAGGGUUUUAUUUGUUCCACCCAAUGUAGUUAAGAUUGCAGCAUCCAGGGACUGAUGGCACGACAUUUCAACAUAUAUCUGUAUUAACAGAAUUAAGAUAAAAUAUGUUCUUCCAUCCCAGAGUCAAGAGAAAAUGUGUUGUACUGCACAAUACUCUGAAUAAGCCAGUGUGCAUAUACAUUAGGCGUGUGAUAUUUUGCAUUUACAGCAUUACUGCUUGUUUUUUGUCCAGUUACCUCCAUCAUAUUUGACUUGAAUUCUAGGACAUCAUUUUCCUUUCACCAGAUUUUGGGUCACUGAUUUUACGACGAGCACAUCCACCAAACUGUUGCCAAGCCACACAAACACGAAAAGACUAUUCCUCUUGCAUCUUUACCCAGAGGGACAAUAUGGACAACUGUUGACUCUUCAGAGCGUUCAAGUAAAAUAUUUGUCAGUUUGAAAAAUGACACUUGAAACUAUUUACGUGUAAAAAAGUGGCUCUUUAUACUACACUAAAAAUGCUAUAAUGUUUGAAUAAGAAGUUCUGUAACUGAAGGUUGCAAAAUCAUUUUGAAAAAUAUGACAACACACAUUUGGCUUCAGUGUAGUUUCUGUUGUUGAUGCUUUUUGUGUUUGUUCAGUGCUGAAUGUAAUGUGGGUGUAGUAAAGGUAUUUUUCAUAAAAUGGAAGUGUGUUGGACCUUUGGA
Scophthalmus maximus (turbot) is the source of this 3791-nucleotide messenger RNA. RefSeq names its product RNA-binding Raly-like protein. The record is from RefSeq and is a predicted model, not a curated record. Lineage: Eukaryota; Metazoa; Chordata; Actinopteri; Pleuronectiformes; Scophthalmidae. Gene Ontology annotation, cellular component: nucleus. The transcript is spliced from 6 exons. The coding region runs from base 186 to 818 and encodes 210 amino acids. Gene Ontology annotation, molecular function: RNA binding.